This is a messenger RNA of Trypanosoma brucei brucei TREU927, 3438 nucleotides long. RefSeq lists its product as hypothetical. The record is from RefSeq and is a predicted model, not a curated record. Lineage: Eukaryota; Euglenozoa; Kinetoplastea; Trypanosomatida; Trypanosomatidae. The transcript has a single exon. The coding region runs from base 1 to 3438 and encodes 1145 amino acids.
AUGACCUCCCUUUUACCAGCGGCGGAGUCGCAUGAUGUGAGGAGCGUAGAAACUACUGAUGUAUCUUCCUCCUACACAAACCCUGCAGGGGCACCACAUGUAUCUCCGUCCUCCUCCUCAACGGCGGAGAAGAAGAGCGUAGGAACCAUGCUUUUUAGCAAGACACUCUUCAGUUUACCCCCAGUCAGUUCAGUUCAUCGUUGUCAGGAGGACGGAUCCAACCGUACUCUUAUGGCAUUUCCAGUUGAUGAUAAACACCUACUCGUGGUUGUUGGUCCCAGUUCGGCUGCCAGUGACACCACCACGUCGCUGUACGUUGUGCGGCAGACUGUAGGAGGCUCCCAAACGUGUGGUCGAGUUUGCUUGCCCAUUGCUACCGUUUCGGGAUGUGUACGGGACGAAAGCGGGCACAGCAUUUCGCAACACGAGAAGAGGGGAAGUUUUUUGAUGUCCGAACAAUCUACCGAUAACGUGGACGGGGGUCGGUCACCUGACCGUUCCUCCCGGCUCAUAUCGCCCCUGGAUGAGUCUGUUGAUACCGGUUCAGUUGACAAUGAUAACAGCACCCCCCAAAAUAGGGUAGUUGGAGGAACGAAUGCUUCUGAUCAGGAGUUCACCAACAGACAUAACCCGUCUCAUGUAUAUUUAGUUGCCGAUGCCGCGGGCCAUGCCAUUUGGGCGGUUGAAGUUAAUACGGAGUCAUUAGGGGCUCGUAUUGUACCGGCUUGUUGCUACUGGGGGCAGUGUAUGCAUGACGGCAAAGUGGACGGUGUGAAAGCGUCGACACGAGGCCAGCACCAAAAAGGUUGUGUGGCGAGUGCGGUGCCACUUCUUGGGGGUUCUAAGGGGUUUGCUGAUGGGCCGUUCCAGGUAGCGCGCUUCAACUCCCCUUCUUCACUCUGUUGGGGCGCCGAUAUGGAAGGUGGAAAAGGAAGAAAACCCCGAGAAUGUGCCGUGCUGUUUGUGAGUGACGAGGGGAACCAUGCCAUAAGGCAAGUGGAUCUUGAGAAGGCGCUGGUCCGCACCAUUGCUGGUAUUGGUGGUGUGUCUGGUUACCGUGACGGCGGGUACACUGCGUCGCAACUGCAACGUGCAGCAGUAUUACUUUGGAGUUCUGCCGGGCUGCUGUUUGUUGACAAGCCAAACCGUGCUGUUCGACUGAUCGCACAAACUGCUAGGGCGGAAGAUGGUGACAGCGGGAACAUCAUGAAAAAGCCUCCACCACUCACCAGUGUCACAGCACCUGCUCAUCCACAUGUAGAGACUGAAGGAGACAAGAAGGAGAGGAGUAAGCAAGGGGAAGAAGUCUGCGAAGAUGAAGUGCAAGUUUCUACAGUUGCUGGUGGGAUUUCAAGUGGUGUGGCGACUCCGUUUGAUGACGAUGACAUCCGCUGCUCGUCCCUGGGAACUUCAACAGCUGCAGCAGUCAUGCCAGACGGCAGUGGAAUACUCUUCGCCGAUGGAGGCAGUGGUGCACUUCAGCUGCUCUCUUCACAGGGUAUAAAAAUGAUAGUUUCUCCGCAUGGGCACGGAAACUCCAGUGGCAUUCCUCCUGGCUUGGUUGGUUGCACGCAUCUUGUGGCUUGCAAAUUAAUUUUGCAUUCGAGCGCCUCACCACACAUUGCAUUUCUCGCUAGCAGUGGGUCCAAUCAAACAGUCUCAAUGCUCGUCUUGCGUGGCGGAGCAGAUGACGGUGGGAUGACGAGUUUUAAUUAUGACGGCCACACUAAUAUGCUGCUGCAGUUCGCAGCAACCUCCGAGUUGCAAAGGGGUGUUCUGCGCAGAUACAAGAAAGUUGAAAAUAGGGCAGGCAGUGAUUACCAGAGCACAAAAGUUUCCGCAACUGGGACGACGACUGCUAGUAAUGAUUGCCAUGUCAAAAGGCUAUUCGACGAAGCACUUGGUGAUCUGGAUGGAAAUGUGACCCCGGCCACACAAACGGUACGAACAUCACGCACUUCAUGCGCUAAAGCGUUACCUUGGAAAACUUCUUCGGGCGAUCAGCAGUUGACCGACCGUACAGGAAGGGCUGCUGGACGAGUUCUAGAUAUUUAUAUGCGUUAUGCUCGGCGCCUCACACGACAACACAUGGGGUUUGUAACAUGCUCACCCAGAUGCAAACACUACCUCCGUAAUCUGUGGGGAGCCCGUUCACUUUCCUUGAUUGGUUUUUGGCGGAUGGUUACGCAUGCUGGCUAUUUUGCCACGUGUUCUGCACCCACAGCUCCCUUAAUGUUUCCGUCGUGGGAUGGGAGGUCACCAACAAGAGAUGCGAGAAGACAAAAGGGCAACAGUGUUCUUCACUUGAAUCUAUGUGACUGGCGCAUUGCCCUCGAGCUUUUGUAUGAGUGGAGUAUCCGCAGACAUGGACAUCACGUCGUCUCCCUAAUGGAACCAGCCUAUUUUUCUCGAGUGCUUGUACUGCUAUAUCGAUGGAGGGGAAGCAUGCAGCAGCAGCCGACAACGCAACAAGGUGAAGAGGGUGUGUUGUUAAGCCCCGAGUGGUUCGCCGAUGGUUUAUUUGAUGAAAAUGAUAGCGAGGUGGUGGUCGCUGCGCACGAAGAUUUCCUCAGUCGCAUAAAGAAUGCGAAGGAGUUGCUGCGCGGGGCAGCGAAGGCUCGUGGGGGCGAUGGGAGGCAACAGGAGGGUGAUGAAGUGAAGAUUCUAGGGGAUGAGACGCUGCAACUCCUCCUGCUCAAUGAAGGUCCACUAAGACAACUGUUUAAUGCCUACGGUAAAACGACAUUCAUCACCACGAGGUCAACGGUAUCGCAUGACUCGACGAAGAAACCGAUUCUUGCGAUGCUCCGGCUAAGACAGUCAUUGAAUAUUGGUCAAGAAUAUGACAAAGUUCCGUUGGACCAUGUGGUUGGGAUGCCUUACAAAGAAUUCAGGAGGCUUUUCUUUACAAUGGGUGUUUUCCCCACCCUUAUUACAGAGUCAUUACUUCGGCGCGCUUUUGUAGACUCCCUAAUGACACCUUUGUUCCGUAGCAUCCAGAUGGAGAUCCCGUCAGAAACAACGAGUAACAAGUGUAAAAAGACCAAAGGAGGUUCAGGGUCAAACGAAAUUAAACCGAAGGGAGGAAUACAUCAGUACGUCGAUCGGUCACCUUGUAAUGUGCAACGAUACGUCUCCGACAACGUCGAGCUUUCUUUUCUUAUUUUUGUUGAGGCAUUCACUCGAGUCGCUCUAACGAUAUUUUCACUCUGUCCCGAACACGACAGGAGGGCAUACCCAACCGCUGCUGCGAAGGUGGAGGCUCUCAUGCGCUGGAUCAACCGCUCUGUUGAACUUCACCACACGCGGGAGUGCGAUACGUUAUUCCAUAUCGGUUCUCAAAAGGGUGUGGCGCCGCCGGUAUCGUAUACGUUGCGGCAACUCAAUCGGCCGUUUCCUGCUUUUAUAUUGAACGGUAUAACCUCUACAACCAAAUGA